Messenger RNA from Clupea harengus (Atlantic herring), 1588 nucleotides. It is a transcript of the gene mllt11, whose product is annotated as MLLT11 transcription factor 7 cofactor. NCBI's taxonomy places the organism in Eukaryota, Metazoa, Chordata, Actinopteri, Clupeiformes, Clupeidae. Gene Ontology annotation, biological process: positive regulation of release of cytochrome c from mitochondria; positive regulation of DNA-templated transcription; positive regulation of mitochondrial depolarization. The record is from RefSeq and is a predicted model, not a curated record. Gene Ontology annotation, cellular component: nucleoplasm; cytosol.
CAAUUGCGUCUGGGCCAGGCGUGGGUGUGGCUGAUAGCUUCUUGAAAAAGCCGGCUUGUGGACCUCAUCAGAAGGACUGACGGCCGUGCAAGCACCGGUCAACGCAAACAAAGGGAUACUGCCAUACAAGAAAUACCUUUUCAAAAGCACUAGUUUGCAAGAGAAUUCUAAAAAGAUGAAAAUGCUGGAGACCCCCGCCACCCAAUAUGACUCCUUCCUCUACUGGAGGCAGCCAAUCCCUGAGCUGGAUUUGUCCGAACUUCAGGACCUAGGCGUGGCUAAGGUGGUUCCCAUCCAAAAGAACAAGACCAAGAAGAAGAAGAAGUCCCCCCUGAAGCCAAAAAAAGGGGGAGAAACGACGAACGAGCUGUCUGAGUACAACGCUUUCCAGUACUGGAGAGAGCCUAUUGUCAGCAUUGACAACCUUGAUUUUAACUUGCUCUUGUGAAGUCACAUUGUCAGUACCUGUUUAGCCAUGGAUAGGAUCAGCUUGGUUCGAAAUAAACCAGUUUCGGACAUUUUGAAUUUGUCAGUCUCUUGCAAGUAACCCUUAAAUGUCUGAGAAGUCUUCUCUUUUAAAUUAAUUUAUCUGAUGUUCAAAUGACUCCAGUGUUGUCACUUAUCUCACGCCACUUUUGUCUAAAAUUAACUUUGAACCCACCGAACACACACGACCUUCUGCCAAUCUCCUGUCCUAAGAAUGAGUGGCAUUUCAAAGCACGAAAUGCAACACUAGAUGUAAUCAAGGUUGAUUUGUGAUGGUUCACUGUCAGUGCUCACUCUGUAUGUAACCACUGCAGAUACAGUGGAGGGUUUCUUAUUUUCACCUCCCUUAGAGGAGGAUGGUGUAGUAGGCAUGCCCAACACCUGUUUAGAUGAUGCAGAUCUGUUUAAGUCUGGCAUCUCUUUCAUUGAGGCUGAAAACCAAUGACAAGAACAGGGAACAUCUCUUUACUGUUUCGAUUAAUCUGUUCACUGUAAUCUAUCAGUGUGUAAAGCCAUGUCAAUACAGCCUGGAAUUCACGCUCCCAUAAAAGACAACGGUAUGGUAUUUGUCUUCAACCAGUUAUAAAUAUUGUUGGAUGUUUUCAUGUUUUAGAGCCUGCAAUGGACAAACAUGGUUUAUAUCAGUUGCCUUUUGCUUUAUUUGAGAUUCCCAUUUUACUGAGUAUUCUGUAUGCUGCUUUCAGUCUGUUUUGAGCAGGACUCAGAAGAAUAAGACUAUAAAUGCCUACUGUGAUUGUAGUUUUCUUUAUUUAUUGUUUAUGUAUUUUUCAGUUGUCUGGUUCAUUAUUUAAGAUGAAGGUUUGACUGAAUCAAGGCAGUUUCCCUCCGAAAUUCUAGUAUUUGACUGCAAAUUGCAUUGUUGAUGAAUGUCCGUGGCAUGGGUAAUAUGGCCCUACAUGGUUGUGAUGCCUGACGAAAUGUGACUGGAAAGUUAGCCAGUGUAACACGACACAUCUAGUUGUGCAUUUGUCUGUGAUGCUCCUCUGACUAAUCUCUUUAUUUGGGUCAACUGUGAAAACAAAGUCAAAUGUAAAAAAAAAUAUUUAAAAAACAUUCUUUGCAAAUAAAGAUUUUAAGUGGA